AUUUUUAUUGUAUAUAGGUAUAACAUAACAAUUUUUAUUAGUUUUAAUUUGAACCAAUAUGAGCGCUGUAUGCGGGGGUCCCCGUAGAUCACGUGACUUUUCGAUUCAAACCGUAUGCCGUGUGAUAACAUUUUUCUAAUGGGUCGAUGGGCAACCAUACUAUCUUAAAUCGUGACUGUGUUUAAACUUUAAAGUAUAUUUCAGACGUGUUUGCCAGUUGCCACACAAAUCCGUUAUCAUUUUAAAAAGAAAUAUUUAUCAUACUUGAUGGUCGAUGGAAUAUAAUAUAUUGUGUACGAUACUACGAUGUGACUACGAUUAUUGUUUUCUUAAUUUCAAAAUGUUCAUCCGCAACCCGACAGAGGACCUAAAAUGACACGGCUUCAGUGAGGAGGCUUACCUGAUAAUAGCGACGGUGUUUUACACGGCAUCGCUGACGGUGUCUAGUAGCUUUCAAAAUAACUUGAUCAGUAAAAGAUCCUGCGAGCCGUUAAUUCCGUUCGGCGAAUGCCUAGUUGGUGUGUAUGAAAGUCAACACCUGGUGUAUUCGAAUACUAAUAUCUUACAGUAUUUGAUUUCUUUCGCAGUUGCUCUAAUAGCAGGAGUAUGGAGUGACAGUCAUGGAAGAAGACGUAAACCUUUAAUUGUCUUACCGAUUAUAGCACAGGUUUUAACAGACGGUUUAUACUUUGGCAAUAGCUAUUGGAAUUGGUAUUAUUAUAAUGAUAUUAUCUUUCAAUGGAUAAUUCCUGCACUUUACGUUGGUCGAAAUAUUUUUUGGAUUGGCGUAAUGUCAUAUGUAUCAGAAAAUUCUACUGUUAAAUCAAGGACUUUAAAACAUGGAAUAAUAAUUGCAACUUAUCCUAUAAGUUCUUUAAUGGGUGCGGGAUUAGUUGCAUUAUUAAAAAUAGGAAUACGAUAUCGUGAUUAUGAUUUUCUGUUUUUGGUACCGAUAUUGUUAAAUUUGAUUGCAUUAUUGGUUAUCAAUUUACUCGUUAAUGACACAUCUGACUCUUGUAAUAGAGAUAUUGAGUGGCAGAGACCGAAAUAUGUUCUCAAGGAGUUCACCGAUUUAUUUAAGGAUAAAUUAAAGGAUUCGGCUGUUGUAUUAGCUAUAUUGAUAAUAUGUCAAUCAAUAUUGGUAACAAGAAUAGGAUGUGACUAUGAUUUAAUAAUGUUGUAUAUAAAAAAGUCGUUUAUGUGGUAUAAUGAUGAAGAAGUUUGUUUUACCAUUUUAAAAAUGAUGGCCAUAUUUGUCGGAACUGUGUUUUCGGUUUCGGUUUUAAGUCAUUGUAUGAAAAUAAACGAUUUACUAAUUAGUAUUUCAGUUUGCUGCUUUUACAUCGCAGCUGCUGUAUGCUACAUUUUUGCGAAUCAAUUUUUUCAAAUAUUUAUGAUUACAAUAAUUUAUUUAUGCCAUGGAACAGUGGUCACUAUUAUAAGUUCGUUAACAUCAAAAUUGGUGCCAAUCGAACAACUCGGUCGUUUAAAUGCCAUACAAAUGUGUAUGAACUCUUUGUUGACUGUUGGCGUAGUUACGGCUUAUCAAUUCGCCUUUUAUUACAUUCAUUAUACUAAAGCUGGACAUUUGUGUCUGUUCACUAUAUUGUAUGUCGGUUUGACUCUACCCAUAUUAUCUGUGUUUGUGAUUUUGUAUUCUAAGUACAAACAUCUCAUGCAAAACGAUACUCCUACAGUAAAACAAGAUAAUAUAUACGUCAUAUGUUAAUAAUAAUGUUAUUUUAUAUUUUAUUUGUGGAAAUUGAAUACAUAUAACUGCUAUUAAUUCACUUUUGAAAACAGAAGGAAUAUUAUAUUAUAGGUUUCAUUUAUGCGUUGAA
Molecule: messenger RNA, 1841 nt
Organism: Acyrthosiphon pisum (pea aphid)
Lineage: Eukaryota; Metazoa; Arthropoda; Insecta; Hemiptera; Aphididae
Exons: 8
Coding region: 791-1729 (312 amino acids)
Biological process (GO): transmembrane transport
Cellular component (GO): membrane
Molecular function (GO): transmembrane transporter activity
Source: RefSeq, a predicted model, not a curated record